Messenger RNA from Meloidogyne enterolobii, 1066 nucleotides. The record is from the annotation of a GenBank genome assembly. Lineage: Eukaryota; Metazoa; Nematoda; Chromadorea; Rhabditida; Meloidogynidae.
ACUAGUAGAAUGACUACUACAGAACACCAACAUUUUAAUAUUGUACACAACAACAAUAAUGUCCAAACUUCAACACCAACAACUACUAGAACAAUUCAACAACAAACAUUUAAUGGUGUCAAUUCUUCGUUAAAUCACCAUUAUAAUGGUCAACAACGUCAUAAACAUCCUAGAACACCCGUGCCUUUGCCAUGUCCUCCAGCAGCUGCCUUCCUUCCCUAUUAUUCAAAUAGUUAUUUUUCUUCACCACAACCAGUACCACCACCUCAUUCUCUUCGUCCUGGCAUUUUAGGCAUUGCUUGUAGUAAUAAUUCUUCCUCCCCUCCAUAUCAACAUCAAAAUUCUUCUAAUGUUGAAGAAGAAAUACCUGUACCUGAAGGACUUUUGGAUUUUGCUGAUUUGGAAUUAAAUUGCACAAAAGAUUGUAGCAAUAAUGAACUUGUUAUGGAACCAAUUUGGGAACAAAGAGAACGUCCUUUCCAAAUAACACAAGGAUGUGCUAGUAUUUUACCUAACCCAAAGGAAACACCGGCUAACAUUAUUCCACCAGAAAUGGAAGAAACAAGUCAGAGUUGGCGUCAAUAUGCUGUAGCUUCACUAACUGGGCAUCGUUUGAGCGUGACUUCACAACCACGCCGAAAAAUUAGCAAAAUCAGUACAUCAGCAAUUGACGGCAAAAAUGGAAGUAAUGAAACAGACGAAGUUAAUGUAUUGGAUGAUAAUAAUGAUGGGGAGGAUUUUGAGGAAGAAGAGGGAGGAUUUAGAGAGCGCUGUACAACUGUUACUUAUAGGGUGGGUGAAUUGAAUUUAAUUUUUUCUCAAAAAUUUCUUUCUUUAUCAUGACUCUCUUGGGCUUAAGAUUCUAUUUCUAAUCUAUGUUGACUUUUGGUUUCCGCCCUUUUUAUUGAGCUUCCUCCUUUUUGGAAAUUCUAGAAAUACCCUCUAGUCUUGUAUCUAUUUAUUUAUUUAUUGCUCCAAAAAUCACAAUUUUUUACCAAAUAUCUACACUCAAAAAUAGUUCACUCUCUUUCUCUCUAUCCCAACAAUUUAUAAAUAAACUUUACGA